Molecule: messenger RNA, 1071 nt
Organism: Cutaneotrichosporon cavernicola
Lineage: Eukaryota; Fungi; Basidiomycota; Tremellomycetes; Trichosporonales; Trichosporonaceae
Gene: ADH1
Exons: 2
Coding region: 1-1071 (356 amino acids)
Cellular component (GO): cytoplasm
Molecular function (GO): alcohol dehydrogenase (NAD+) activity
Source: RefSeq, a predicted model, not a curated record
AUGUCCCAGGAGCAGAUCCCCAAGACCCAGCUCGCCGCCGUCUCCGACGACGCCUCCGGCUUUGAGAUCCGCGAGAUCCCCGUCGUCCAGGCCAACGAGCUCGAGCCCGGACGCGCUCUCGUCAAGGUCCUCUACUCGGGUGUCUGCCACACCGACCUUCACGUCAUCAAGGACGACUGGCCGGUCAAGGCUGAGCGCCCCUGCAUCGCCGGCCACGAGGGUGCUGGUAUCAUUGUCGCCAUCAACGACCCCAUCUCCAAGCUCAAGGUCGGCGACAAGGUCGGUGUCAAGUGGAUCGCCCACUCGUGCAACCAGUGCGAGUUCUGCAUUGCCGGUGACGAGCCCCUCUGCCUCGAGGCCAAGUGCUCGGGCAUCAACGCCCAGGGCUCGUUCAUGCAGUACUGCCCUGCCUACACCUCGCAGCUCACCCCCAUCCCCGACAACCUCGACAUGGCCGAGGCUGCCCCCAUUCUCUGCGCCGGUGUCACCGUCUACAAGGCCCUCAAGAACUCGCGCGCCCGUGCCGGCCAGUGGAUCGCCAUCCCCGGUGCCGGUGGUGGUCUCGGCUCCCUCGCCGUCCAGUACGCCAAGUGGAUGGGCCUCAAGGUCAUCGCCAUUGACUCUGGCGCCGAGAAGAAGAAGUACUGCGAGGAGAUUGGUGCCGCCGCCUGGGUCGACUUCAAGGAGUCCAAGGACAUUGUCGCCGCCGUCAAGGCCGCUACCCCCGACGGCCUUGGCCCCCACGCCGCCAUCAUCACCUCGCCCCAGCCCGAGGCCUACCUCAUCGCCAUGGAGUACAUCCGCCCCCGCGGCACUGUCGUCGCUGUCGGUCUCCCCCCCGCCGGCGCCUACGUCAAGGCCGACGUCUUCUUCACCGUCCUCAACAACAAGACCCUCACCUCGUCGUACGUCGGUAACCGCCAGGACGCCAUCGAGUCGCUCCAGAUUGCUGCCGACGGCCACGUCAAGUGCCGUAUCCAGACCGUCCCCUUCAAGGCCCUCGAGAAGGUCUACACCCAGAUGGCCGAGGGCUCGCUUGUCGGCCGUGCCGUCCUCGACCUCUUCGCCUAA